AUGAUUAUAAUAUGUAUGGUCACCAGCCAUGAAGUCAUUGUAAAUUUGACAUCGGGGUUGAUUAGAGGAGAAAUAAUUGAAAUAAAUGGCCAGAAAGUACAAGCAUUUAAAGUGAGCUUUUUAAUUCGAGUAUUUUUAAAAGUUUUAGAUAUAAAGCAUUAAAGUGAUACGACUACAAUUAAUUGUGCAUUGAAUGUUUGUCGAAUUUUUAAAUUACAGUACAAGCAAAAUUAUUAAUUUGUAAUGAUGUAUACAUUGUUUAAAAUGUUGUAGAGUGUACCGUUUGCACAACCGCCAAUCGGAGAUUUAAGAUUUGCAGUACCGCAACCACAUGAAAAUUGGUACGAUAUAAAAAACACUACGCGCUAUUCUUCAGCUUGUAUGUCAAAUACAUCUCAAACAACAUCGCCACAAAAGAAUAUAAGUGAAGAUUGUUUGUACACUAAUAUCUGGGCUGACUUACGUUGUUUAGUACGUUAUUUAAAAGCAAUGGUGUUUUUAUCCACAAAUCAAAGCUAAUGAAAGAAUAUUAUGAAACUCUCAAUGCAUUCUUAAAAAAUACUAACAUUUGUCUAAAAAUUUACCACGUUAUGAAUUGCGUAAAAUUUUCAGAAUAAAAAGUGUCCAGUUGUCUAUUACAUACACGGUGGAGGAUUCUUUUACGAUUCAGCAAUAAUGUUUAAUGAAACAGAAAUAAUGCUAAAAUUUGGAUCACAAAAGUUGGUAUUUGUAGUAUCUGCAUUUCGUCUAGGUAUAUUUGGUGCACUAGAUCUUGGGGAAGAGUUGGAAGAAGCUCCAUAUAAUGUCAAUUUACUAGGUAAAAGUUUACAAUUUUUUGUCGUUUUAAAACUUAAUACUGUUUUUAAACCCAGAAAUACUUUUUUUAACAAUUUUUAAUACAACCAUUUAUUAUAAACUUUUAGACAUAAUUUUUGGAUUAAAAUGGGUAAAGAAUGAAAUUUGGAAAUUUGGCGGAGAUCCCCGUAGGGUAAGUUUGUAUGGAAAUAGCGGUGGUGCUACAGCUAUACAAUUAUUAAUGGUAUCACCCGCGAUAACAACAAACUUGUUUUUUCAAGUUUACAUUGGAAGCGGACUAGCGAGCUUGCAACCCCAUACUAACUUGAAACUAACCAAUGCUAUUGCUACUAAAGUUGGGGUAUGGUUACUAAAAUUACAGAAAUUAUUAUUUUAGACACAUAUAUCUUGGUACAGAAACGUAAUUAGGAUGGGAAAAAACCAAAUAUUCUUUUAUAAAACUUUUUAGAAUUUUUGUAGUAGCUUUUUUUAUUUUAUAUUAAGUUAUAGUGCAAAAACGCCACAACAUAUAAACAACGUUUAAAAUGUCUACAAAAUGUUCAUGCCGAAAAACUAAACAACGCUGCUAGAGAAACUGAACUUAUUGACUGGAGAGCAGUUGGGCCACAAUCAGAUGUCCAUACCCUUCCUGGCGGUAGCUUUAUGGAUUUAAUUGGUAAUUGGAAGGUACAGCUUAAACAUACAAUUUAUUUUAAUUUUUUGUAAAUAUUUACAACAAAUUUAAUAUAAAAAAUAGUUUUUUAUAUUAAAAUGUUAUAAUAGCAUUCAGGCAGUUCCGUUACUGAUAUCAACCACAGUCCACGAAAUGACAUGGAGUUAUCAUACAGCUGAAUAUUUGUGUAGUAUGUACAUAAAAAUGUUUGGUUACCGUUCUGAUGCAGUGAGAGAAGCAUGUACACAACGAUAUAAAAGUAAUAUUGCAUUGUUGUCUCCUGAAGCAAUGCACGCUAUGGCUUAUUUUCUGGCUAAACUAAACGCACUACGGCAAGUUUUAAGGCACUGUUAGAACGUAUAUAAGUGUUAAUGUAAAAAUAAAUUAACUUAAACGACACAUUUUAAAGUUUAUUUCAGCACGGCGCCUACCUAUUUCCUCGUGUGGGCCCAAAAAGAUCAUGACAAACAUUCUGAUGAGAUGUCUUACUUUUUUGGCCUUCACUAUAUACACAACAAGACUCAGGACGACGUCAAAGCAGAUCAUUAUUAUCCAUUCUUAUGUCGAAACUUCUUUUACGGCCGGAAACCGUUAGAUGGUAAGUUAAGCUAUAAUUUUAAUCACAGUGAGCUUCUGUAUGACGGAUGCUUGUGUAACAAACAAUUUUGAAAUUGUAUUUUAGAUUGGGAACCAUUAGAUUACAACGGUAGAAACUAUUACUACUUUAACUUUUCUGAUACCACUAAGCCGCAUAUGGUAAAGCGAGGCGUGUUUGAUACUAAAAGCAUACAAUUCUGGUUGUAUCACCUUAAAGAGAUUGAACAAAACUCUACGUUGAACUUUAUUAAAAAAGAACAAAUUGGCAACAAGAGUUAUCGAAAACUAAAGAACACAGAUACUAUAGAAAGAAUGAAAAUUCCAAAAGCUGGAAUUUAUAAAAGAAUGGUAAACGACUACGACUAUUCGGUGAGUUUUUAAUUUCGUCAUCUUAAGAUGAAAAAAAAACACAAAGAUUACGUCGGCAAAGCAGCAUGUUUUAUAAAUACUAAACUCACUAAAAACUACAGUAAUAAUUUAAUAAUUGUGACUUAAGUUGCAAACCUAGUUUUUAAUAUUUUAAAACAAAAAAAAGUUUAAAGCAUACACUAUUUGUAGAAAGUCGAACAAUCUACAACGAUCCCAUUGCUAACGGUACUAACCGUACUCAUAAUCGCUGCUUUUGUUUUGGCAACCGUGGCGUUUUCGUUGAGUGUGCUGCAAAUGUGUAUCGGAUGGGGACGAAAAGUCAAACCUCGAGUAGAAGAAGAAGAAAUGAAGGUUUUACGAAGGUAUUCGGAUGAAUAUCCACGAUACGUGUUUUGA
This is a messenger RNA of Bursaphelenchus okinawaensis, 2830 nucleotides long. Lineage: Eukaryota; Metazoa; Nematoda; Chromadorea; Rhabditida; Aphelenchoididae. The record is from the annotation of a GenBank genome assembly.